UUAAAACUAUAAAUUUCUAAAUAUAAUUUUUAUAUUUAUUAUAAUCUUAUUAUUUUGGAUAUUCUUACAAUUAUAUAAAAUGUAAAUAUUGUUAAUUUAUUAUUUAAUCGCUUCUGCAUUUGGUAGUUAACCAGUCAUAAGUAUCCCGCAAAUGAACCAAUUUAUAACCGAAGAACUAGUCAUAAAAAUCUCUUAAAACCGCUUGAAACCGCAACCACCCACAUCCGCAAACUUCUAUAACCUUAACCGCUGCGUUUUAAGCAGUCAGACCAGUAGUAAAAUAUAUAGUAAUCAAAUUUUUUAUAAAGCUUUAUCUGAAAUUUAAUAAGAAAUGAGAAAACUACCUAAAUACAAAAAAAAAUAGAAAAGGAAAUGAAACUUUCAAAGAAAACAUAAAUUUUUGACUGAUAAUAUAUAUAUAACAUACUUAAAUUAAUAUGCCAAUCCACGCGUAGCAAUAAAUUACCACAAAUAUUUUUAAUGUUUCUAUAAACAACUUAAUAAGGAAAAAAAGUUAAAAAUCAAUAUAACUACCACACUAUAAUUAGAACAAUUAAAGUCAAACAAAUCUAACCAAUUUUUAUGGAUCACUGUGUAAGACAUCAAAUACUACUUUCAUAGUUUUAUCUAUAAAUUAAUAUUUAUCUUAAUAAAAAUUUCAACCAUCAAACUGGUAAAUGUAAAAUUCAAAAGAAACAAUAAGAAACGUGUUUAUAUCCUAAGAAUAUCACAAAGAACAAAAUGUCAUCAUCAAAGUUCGUUAUAUUAUGCAUCGUCCUAAUUGCUUUAUUUCCUCUGCAUGAAUGUAUGCUUGUCGAUGGACAAGGUCUUAAAGCAAGCGAUGCCUCUAGAGAAACUUGCAAGCAACUCCAGUGCGAUAAAAUAGACAAAAAACUUUGUUCAUGUUGUGUAUCCAAAGCUAGAACUAUGGACAGGUGUUACCAGAGAAAAGAAGAUUGUAUGCAUUAAUGCGGCAAACCAUUAUAAGUUAUCUCGAGAACCUACAUCAAAGAUUUUAAAAAUCUGAAUAAACUUAUUUUUUAAUGGGUUCUUUCAAAAAUGACUCAAAAUUUUAAGUCAAACACAAAAUUAGUCUAUAUUUUUUUUUGAAACUUUUUUUUGUCCUAUUCACCCUAGAAGUUCUAGUUAUUCACGAAAAUGCCAUUAUUUUUUUUUUCCGAAAAUAAGGCUUUUACCUUACCAUCCUCAUCUUCACCAAAUAUUUACAACUUUACCAUUGAUAUCAACACCUCAACAACCAUGAACUACUAAAUUGAGAGUGUUAAUACCCUAAAGUUUCGAUUUUUUUUCAUCCUUUCUCAUUUUCUAUCCACACAAACCACAUAUCUUACACUUUCUCUCAAAAAUUCAUAAAAAAAACUGAAGAUUUGAUUACAAAUUAUGUAAGGUUCAUAAG
Brassica napus (rape) is the source of this 1417-nucleotide messenger RNA. RefSeq names its product EMBRYO SURROUNDING FACTOR 1-like protein 8. Lineage: Eukaryota; Viridiplantae; Streptophyta; Magnoliopsida; Brassicales; Brassicaceae. The record is from RefSeq and is a predicted model, not a curated record. The coding region runs from base 742 to 969 and encodes 75 amino acids. The transcript has 2 exons.